GCGCGGCGGAGUUGUCGCGCAUGCGCAGCUAUGGGAAUACUAUUACCUGUGAUUCGACGACGACGAUGGCGACGACGAAUAGACAUAUUAUGGAUGGCACUGCCUCGCUGGGGAUGCACCACUGCUGGACUUGGAGCCGCAAUACUAAACCUUCGAAGUACAGGAAAAGCUGGAGAGGACGCGCUUUUGACGAUCGACUGGCGCAGAGCAUUGAUAUUCACGCCCCUAUUGCUGCGCCGCCAUGUCACGCAAAAUUCAGUGGCACGGCCUGCAGGCAAUGGACACCAGGCUCAGCACUGCGGCUCCCAACAUUACACUACACAUCGUGGUGCACUGCAGCAACCAGCGCCUCAAAUAACCAUACCAUUCACGCCAACGCUAUCCUGCACGCUUGUUAAUGCCCUUCGACCAGAUAUUAGAGGAGUAUCGCUGUACCGGAGCCGUAUCUGCGGCCGCGGCAUACUAUACACAAUCAUAUCACUGCACUUGACUCGUUCCACUCCACUUCCCCGAUGUUACCGUCUCACAGCUCAGUACUCUGGAUGGCGCACUGUGGAUGAUGAUACUUUAGGCGCCACCCAAACCUCAGUCUACUCAACCUACAACAAGACACUCUGA
Messenger RNA from Suillus subalutaceus, 618 nucleotides. RefSeq lists its product as uncharacterized. The annotation marks the transcript as partial. Lineage: Eukaryota; Fungi; Basidiomycota; Agaricomycetes; Boletales; Suillaceae. The record is from RefSeq and is a predicted model, not a curated record. The transcript has 3 exons.